This is a messenger RNA of Coregonus sp. 'balchen', 31020 nucleotides long. Lineage: Eukaryota; Metazoa; Chordata; Actinopteri; Salmoniformes; Salmonidae. The record is from the annotation of a GenBank genome assembly.
AUCAGCACAAGUAAAUGAGUUGUUUACAGCUUUGUUAAUUUACCGUACAUUUAUUGUUGUUAUUCAGUGUGGAAGGGCUCCCUGUUUGAAAGGGGAAAGUAUUUUGACGCACCGCCGGUGAGCGCCGCAGUUAUUACGUCAGCUCGAGGACAGGGAAGAAGACAGCUGGCUGUUUCAACACCGGGCAAAACGCAAGACAGAGGAGGUCAGCACUGCGGCAGGGGUUGAUUUGGGAUCAAAUUAGUUCGGUUAAAGAGGUGAGUUUGGAUUUUUUGCGUUGUAGAGUUUUCUAUAGUGUCAAAUGCUCAACAAUAUAGGCUAAGAUAAUGUUGGCGCAAGCACGUAAAGACAAUAACGGAGCUAUAACGGUUUGUUGAGGCUAAUAUUAGCCCAGCCCAAGCCUAUAGUAGCAAGCUUGUGAUAUGACGGUAAUAAACAGACAGAUUAUUGGUUUGUAAAAUGGGACUAAGUGUAAAGAACAACAGAGAGAAAAGAGUUGAACAAUGUUGUAAAUGUAAAGCAAUGGAUUGAGCAUAGACACGAGUCAUGUUUAUCAUAGAUGUCUAUUGUAUUCAAACAAAGAAAAGUUAUGCUUGGUGAACAUAAAGUUGUAUAAUUUUGGGGUGGGAGACUGAGAGAUGGGAUGUGGUCCUGGACAUGUUAUGUGACUAUAGCGAUCGUGAAUCAAACUGUGCCUGGUGGCUAUUUUAGGAGACUUAACACUGCCGUGGGCUUAUCUUAAACAAACUAAGACACAUUUCUUAGACUGUUUUAUCUCAUAUCCUCACUAAUGGAGAAACUGUCUGAAAUCCAACAAUUGAUUGCAAUACUGUGUGCUAUGCCAGAGGACAGCUGGUCCUCACUGAGUGCUUCUCCUGUGAUAUAUUCUUAAUGAGAAUCUGAAUGACUUACAUCUCAUUUGGAAGUCCGACAGGAUUCCCUUAAUUUACACACAAUUUUAUAAGCUACACUGUUUUUCCAUCUAUUGUAGAUGACAUCAUCGUAGACCACGUGUGUUUUGGUUCUAAGUUGACAUGCUACAAAACAGUUAAAGAGUGAGAGAACAAGUUUGACCUAACCCUACCUUUGUAGAAGUAGAUGUUUCUUUAUAAGAUGUUAUAUGUCCCCCCCCACCUCACCUCACCAGAUGCUAAAGCUAACUACCACUCUGAAAGGGAAUAUUGCAUCCUUACUGAACUGCAGGAGAGGAGCAGCCAAUAUUUUUCCUGUGGAAAACGUGGCUAUGCUUUAUCCACUAGGCCAUAAAGCUAACAACCCUAUAUUUUCCGCCAACGUGUCAGCAUGUGGGUGAAUGUUAGGUCAAGUGAUCCAAUUCAAAAUGGCCUCCUUGGUCCCUAGGUUCUUCCUAGGUUCAUGACUUUCUAGGGAUUUCUUUCUAGCCACCCGUGCCUCUACAUCUGCAUUGCUUGUUCUCUGGGGUUUUAGGCUUGGUUUCUGUAAAAAGUACUUUGUGACAACUGCUGUUGUAAAAAGGGCUAUAUAAAUACAUUUGAUUGAUUUGAUAUUGAUACCAUCUUAAACAGCAUGUCAAAAUGUUUCUGUGUUCUCAUUUCUGCUUUCACAUAUCUUGUCUUGCAGGUUGAUUGUUUCCUGCAUAUCCUUAAAAAGACAAAAUAUGGGAAUGGUAAGUCAAAACCAUAAUCCUGUCUGCCAUUCUCUCAGUGCUAUGUGUAGCAACAGUGAAGCUAUAAGGAUAAACUUAUCAUAUUCCAUAAUGACUGUAUGAUAAUGAGGUAAGGAAAGAGGAGGGGUCAGAUGAGAGUAAUUCAUUCACUAGCAGCUGUCAUCAGCCCUGGGGCGUCUGUUUAUGGAGUUGCAAUCUACUGUAGAGAUAGCCUGCAGAGCUCUAUUAUACUAUCCAGGUCUGUGCCCAAACAGUUUGAGCUUCUACUUCUAAAAAUCCACCUUUCCAGAAAUAAGUCUCUCACUGUUGCCGCUUGCUACAGACCCCCCUCAGCCCCCAGCUGUGCCCUGGACACCAUAUGUGAAUUGAUUGCCCCCCAUUUAUCCUCAGAGUUCGUACUGCUUGGUGACCUAAAUUGGGAUAUGCUUAAUACCCCGGCCAUCCUACAAUCCAAACUAGAUGCCCUCAAUCUCACGCAAAUUAUCAACGAACCUACCAGGUACAACCCUAAAUCCGUAAACAUGGGUACCCUCAUAGAUAUCAUCCUGACUAACAUACCCUCUAAAUACACCUCAGCUGUCUUCAACCAGGAUCUCAGCGAUCACUGCCUUAUUGCCUGCGUCCGUAACGGGUCCGCGGUCAAACGACCACCCCUCAUCACUGUCAAACGCUCCCUAAAACACUUUAGCGAGCAGGCCUUCCUAAUUGACCUGGCCCAGGUAUCCUGGAUGGAUAUAGAUCUCAUUCCGUCAGUAGAGGAUGCCUGGUUGUUCCUUAAAAGUAAUUUCCUCUCAAUCUUAAAUAAACAUGCCCCAUUCAAAAAAUACAGAACUAAGAACCGAUAUAGCCCCUGGUUCUCCUCAGACUUGACUGCCCUUGACCAGCACAAAAACAUCCUGUGGCGUACUGCAUUAGCAUCAAAUAGCCCCCGCGAUAUGCAACUUUUCAGGGAAGUUAGGAACCAAUAUACACAAGCAGUCAGGAAAGCAAAGGCUAACUUUUUCAAACAGAAAUUUGCAUCCUGUAGCACUAACUCCAAAAAGUUUUGGGACACUGUAAAGUCCAUGGAGAAUAAGAGCACUUCCUCCCAGUUGCCCACUGCACUGAGGCUAGGAAACACUAUCACCACCGAUAAAUCUACAAUAAUCGAGAAUUUCAACAAGCAUUUUGCUACAGCUGGCCAUGCUUUCCAUCUGGCUACCACUACCCCGGCCACCAACUCUGCACCCUCCGCUGCAACUUGCCCAUGCCCCCCCCCGCUUCUCCUUCACACAAAUUCAGACAGCUGAUGUUCUGAAAGAGCUGCAAAAUCUGGACCCCUACAAAUCAGCUGGGCUAGACAAUCUGGACCCUUUCUUUCUAAAACUAGCCGCCGAAAUUGUCGCAACCCCUAUUACUAGUCUGUUCAACCUCUCUUUCAUAACGUCUGAGAUCCCCAGAGAUUGGAAAGCUGCCGCGGUCAUCCCCCUCUUCAAAGGGGGUGACACUCUAGAUCCAAACUGUUACAGACCUAUAUCCAUCCUGCCCUGCCUUUCGAAAGUAUUUGAAAGCCAAGUUAACAAACAGAUCACCGACCAUUUCGAAUACCACCGUACCUUCUCCGCUAUGCAAUCCGGUUUCCGAGCUGGUCAUGGGUGCACUUCAGCCAUGCUCAAGGUCCUAAACGAUAUUAUAACCGCGAUUGAUAAUAGACAGUACUGUGCAGCCGUCUUCAUCGACCUGGCCAAGGCUUUCGACUCUGUCAACCACCGCAUUCUUAUUGGCAGACUAAAUAGCCUUGGUUUCUCAAAUGACUGCCUCGCCUGGUUCACCAACUACUUCUCAGAUAGAGUUCAGUGUGUCAAAUCGGAGGGCCUGUUGUCUGGACCUAUGGCAGUCUCUAUGGGGGUGCCACAGGGUUCAAUUCUUGGGCCGACACUUUUCUCCGUGUAUAUCAAUGAUGUCGCUCUUGCUGCUGGUGACUCUCAGAUCCACCUCUACGCAGAUGACACCAUUUUGUAUACAUUGGCCCUUCAUUGGACACUGUGUUAACAAACCUCCAAACGAGCUUCAAUGCCAUACAACACUCCUUCAGUAGCCUCCAACUGCUCUUAAACACUAGUAAAACUAAAUGUAUGCUUUUCAAUCGAACGCUGCUGGCACCCGCCCACCCGACUAGAAUCACCACUCUCGAAGGGUCUGACCUAGAGUAUGUGGACAACUACAAAUACCUAGGUGUCUGGUUAGACAGUAAACUCUCCUUCCAGACUCACAUAAAGAAUCUCCAAUCCAAAGUUAAAUCUAGAAUCGGCUUCCUAUUUCGCAACAAAGCCUCCUUCACUCAUGCUGCCAAACAUGCCCUCGUAAAACUGACUAUCCUACCGAUCCUUGACUUCGGCGAUGUCAUUUACAAAAUAGCCUCCAACACUCUACUCAGCAAACUGGAUGUAGUCUAUCACAGUGCCAUCCGUUUUGUCUCCCAAGCCCCAUACACUACCCACCACUGUGACCUGUACGCUCUUGUUGGCUGGUCCUCACUACAUGUUCGUCGUCAAACCCACUGGCUCCAGGCCAUCUAUAAAUCACUGCUAGGCAAAUCCCCGCCUUAUCUUAGCUCAUUGGUCACCAUAGCAGCACCCACCCGUAGUCUGCGCUCCAGCAGGUAUAUCUCACUGGUCAUUCCCAAAGCCAACACCUCCUUUGGCCGCCAUUCCUUCCAGUUCUCUGCUGCCAAUGACUGGAACGAAUUGCAAAAAUCUCUGAAGCUGGAGACUCUUAUCUCCCUCACUAACUUUAAGCAUCAGUUGUCAGAGCACCUUACCGAUCACUGCACCUGUACACAGCCCAUCUGAAAUUAGCCCACCCAACUACCUCAUCCCUAUAUUGUUAUUUAUUUUGCUCUUUUGCACCCCAGUAUCUCUAUUUGCACAUAAUCUCUUGCACAUCUAGCAUUCCAGUGUUAAUACUAUUGUAAUUAUUUUGCACUAUAGCCUAUUUAUUGCCUUACCUCCAUAACUUGCUACAUUUGCACACACUGUAUAUAUAUUUUCUGUUGUAUUUUUGACUUUAUGUUUUUUUACCCCAUAUGUAACUCUGUGUUGUUUUUAUUGUUGUUUUUUAUUUUAUCGCACUGCUAUGCUUUAUCUUGGCCAGGUCGCAGUUGUAAAUGAGAACUUGUUCUCAACUGGCUUACCUGGUUAAAUAAAGGUGAAAUAAAAAUAAAUAAAUAAAAAUAUUGUAAUGGCAGUAGGCUAGUACAAGGUGUCACUCUUCCCUCAGGCUACCUGGACAUGUUAUUGACAGACACACACAGAGAGCGAGAGAGAGCUCUGGAAGGCGUACGACAGGCCUGCUUCUCUUAUCCUAAUACCUAGCCUCGGACACCCAGGUUCCGCUCACCUACGCUCUGAAAGCUCCAGUCAACAAGAGGAGAUUUGCAAGGAUGGCCCUGCUAGACUAUCUAAUAUCACAACCAUGUCCUUUUUGGUUCUGCUGGAUCUGUUGGUUGGAGCAUGGUAUCAGCUACACAAAGAGUAGUGGGUUUGAUUCAUACUACUGUACAUGACCUCUGCACUGCACCAUCCUAGCUGCGUUGCCUUGGCAAGACAACCACAAGUUGGCCAUAGCACAGACAGACUGAUGCCAAGGAUAGUGCAGUGUCUGGAUGGAAGUUAGCGAGUAGCCAAGCACUGCUGUAGUUUAGUUUUAUCAUCAAAGCAAAUAGCUGUAGUAAUUCACUUGUAUCAUCUGACGAUAAUGUGAUUAUCUAUGUUCUACUACGCAUAUUUGCCGCCUGAAAAGUUUGUUUGUUGAAAGGACCGUUGCUAUGGUCCCGUUGUUUUGGUUCUGUUGCUACGUGGGUGAUACCUCCCAGCUGUCCUGUGGAGUGAUGGUCUCUAUGGUAGAGCUGUAGUAGGGGCACAUCUGAGCAUGUGCAGUGGCCUCCUUGGUUUUCUGGCUGGCUGGAUUCCUGGGUGGGAGACAUUGGCUGUGUGCCUCAAUGCAGCAGAAAGAAUCUCCACAGAAACAGCAGCUGCAUGGAUAUGUUUCUCAGAUACAGGAUAAAAAAAUACAUAUCAGAUAUAGGCUGGGGAUUCUUCAAGACAGAUCUGUAGUCUCUGAGCAGUUUAUUUGGUUCUUGUUUAUGACAUGAUUUUCAACGUGUAUUUUCAGGCCAUAUGAACUCUGGUAUGUUCCCGACUGCAUGUUUGAUUGAAUUGCAGCAGUAUUGUGGUUUGUUGUUACUGUGUUGAUUAGAGGUCAGCUUCUCUGAAGCCGAGUCAGACCCCUGCAGAGUGAGCAGGUCUGUGUGUGUGUAACCAGACUCCCUGUUCCUCCCUCCUACACUGCUGUUCUGGAGGGGGCAGCUGUAGUCAGGGGGACAGACGGGUGUCAGCUGUCUGUCUGCCUGUCAGCCCUCUACUCAGGGCCGGCUGGGCCUCAGACUGUAGCCACAGCCCCUUCCUGCCCCCUGUACACCCACACAGCCCCUACCUGCCCCCUGUACACCCACACAGCCCCUACCUGCCCCCUGUACACCCACACAGCCCCUACCUGCCCCCUGUACACCCACACAGCCCCUUCCUGACCCUACCUGCCCCCUGUACACCCACACAGCCCCUUCCUGACCCUUCCUGCCCCCUGUACACCCACACAGCCCCUUCCUGACCCUACCUGCCCCCUGUACACCCACACAGCCCCUUCCUGACCCUUCCUGCCCCCUGUACACCCACACAGCCCCUUCCUGAACCUUCCUGCCCCCUAUACACCCACACAGCCCCUUCCUGACCCUUCCUGCCCCCUGUACACCCACACAGCCCCUCAAAGGCUGUCACAUACUCCCACACUGCCCACAUACACACCCAUGGCCCUUUACACAGCCCCUGACUCCCCUGUGACUGUAAUUCAUUCUGGGAUAGGCCCAGACCCUUUCCCCUGCUCUGAAACUCAUGUUGUGAAUGAGAAUGUGUUCUUUAACAACUGACCUGACAAAGUUAACAAAACUCUAACCCUCCUCUGAAACCUUGCCCCAGGCCAUUGUUAUGAAUGUGUUCUUUAACAACUGACCUGAUGAAGUUGAUAAAAAGUCAUGAAUAUUUUCCCAGGGGUUCCGAGGCACAGUAACCGAUGCUCCAGACUUUGAUGCCAGUGCAGAUGCUGAGGCUCUCUACAAUGCCAUGAAAGGCAUCGGUGAGUAACAGUGUAGCUACGCUCAGUGUCUUCUGUAGGGCAGGGGUACACUAGCCUGGUAAAAAAACAAACUCAACACUGCACACCUUUUUGUUUCAGUUGACUUCUGUCUGGUUUAUGAACCAGGCUAGAGAUGCACAACUCCAACACCAGUAUUCACGGCUGCUUAGAACAGGGCUGUCCAACCCUGUUCCUGGAGAUCUACCGUCCUGUAGGUUCUCUCCGACCCUGUUCCUGGAGAUCUACCGUCCUGUAGGUUCUCUCCAACCCUGUUCCUGGAGAUCUACCGUCCUGUAGGUUCUCUCCGACCCUGUUCCUGGAGAUCUACCGUCCUGUAGGUUCUCUCCGACCCUGUUCCUGGAGAUCUACCGUCCUGUAGGUUCUCUCCGACCCUGUUCCUGGAGAUCUACCGUCCUGUAGGUUCUCUCCAACCCUGUUCCUGGAGAUCUACCGUCCUGUAGGUUCUCUCCGACCCUGUUCCUGGAGAGCUACCGUCCUGUAGGUUCUCUCCAACCCUGUUCCUGGAGAUCUACCGUCCUGUAGGUUCUCUCCGACCCUGUUCCUGGAGAUCUACCGUCCUGUAGGUUCUCUCCGACCCUGUUCCUGGAGAUCUACAGUCCUGUAGGUUCUCUCCGACCCUGUUCCUGGAGAGCUACCGUCCUGUAGGUUCUCUCCAACCCUGUUCCUGGAGAUCUACCGUCCUGUAGGUUCUCUCCGACCCUGUUCCUGGAGAGCUACCGUCCUGUAGGUUUUCACUCUUAACCAUAAUCUAGCGCACCUGAUUCUAAUAAUUAGCUGGUUGAUAAGAAUCAGGUUAGUUACAACUGAGGUUGGAGCGAAAACCUACAGGAGGGUAGCUCAUCGAAAUAGAAUAGAAUCAUUCUAUUUCAAUGGUGUAGCCCUCCAGGAACAGGGUUGGGCAGCCCUGGCUUAGAAGGUUCUAAGGUAAAAUGUUACUGAUGAUCUUCUUCUGUGCUCUGCAGGCAGCGACAAGGAGGCCAUCUUGGAUUUGGUCACUGGCAGAAGCAAUGCUCAGAGACAGGAGAUUGUACAGGCGUACAAGUCUAGCUAUGGGCAGGUACAGGAACAUCACAUCAUAUAACUUCUAACAUCACGUCUAUCAUCCUAUUUCUGUACCUUUCCAGAACUGGACCUGGAUCGCAUUGAAAUUACAGUUUGUUUUUUUGGAAAUUAAUUUACAUAAACAUCACUAUGUAUCAUUUGGUGGUGAAUGCUUUCAGGUAAAUACCAGAAAGUACCCAUUGUUACUGUGACCCACUCCAGAUCUUUAGUUAAUACCAGGUAAAUACUGGAUCAGGUAAGUACCAGCUAAAACCACGGUGGAAAAUAAAGCUAUAACACAAAUUACACCAUUCAGUGUGCCAUUUGUUAGAAGGUACAAUACAUUCUUAGUUAAAUUCCAGAGGUGCACGCAUCAAGGGAAAUAGUUUGUGAACGUUAGCUAACAUUUCCCAUUUGUGUUGUUUUGUGCUAACGUUAGCUAACAGUCUGAGAAGGUAGUGUGCGGCGAACGUAAGUUUCUGUUUUGGGGUCUAAACUGCCACGACAAAUAAUAAUGUGGCCAUGUAAGGUUUCUAUUACAUGUAGUAGGAAUAGCAAAGUCAUUUGCAGUUUGAUUAUUGUCCCUAAACUGCCACAGUUAUCCUUGUAAAAAUGACCUGUUUGAUGUUUCACUGUAACACUUUGGAAUGUUCAUUUGAAAUCGUUCAACUGAAAUUGUUACUAAGGAACGUGUUUGUUGAACUAACAGAAGCGUUGUUGAACUCACUACACUCUACUGAGCCUUCUGCACAUUGUGUCACACACCAUGACAGGAUAACUUCAUAACAAGACAUGUCUCUUACUAAUUAUGUUGAAUUCUUUAAGGGGAGUUUGUCCAGUCAAUUCACAAGUCAGUGUGUCACACACCAUGACAGGAUAACUUCAUAACAGACAUGUCUCUUACUAAUUAUGUUGAAUUCUUUAAGGGGAGUUUGUCCAGUCAAUUCACAAGUCAGUGUGUCACACACCAUGACAGGAUAACUUCAUAACAGACAUGUCUCUUACUAAUUAUGUUGAAUUCUUUAAGGGGAGUUUGUCCAGUCAAUUCACAAGUCAGUGUGUCACACACCAUGACAGGAUAACUUCAUAACAGACAUGUCUCUUACUAAUUAUGUUGAAUUCUUUAAGGGGAGUUUGUCCAGUCAAUUCACAAGUCAGUGUGUCACACACCAUGAGAGGGUAACUUCAUAACAGACAUGUCUCUUACUAAUUAUGUUGAAUUCUUUAAGGGGAGUUUGUCCAGUCAAUUCACAAGUCAGUGUGUCACACACCAUGAGAGGGUAACUUCAUAACAGACAUGUCUCUUACUAAUUAUGUUGAAUUCUUUAAGGGGAGUUUGUCCAGUCAAUUCACAAGUCAGUGUGUCACACACCAUGAGAGGGUAACUUCAUAACAGACAUCCCUCUUCCCCAGGACCUGGUAGAUGACCUGAAGUAUGAGCUGACGGGGAAGUUUGAACGUCUCAUCGUCAGUCUGAUGAGACCCCAGGCCUACCAUGACGCCAAAGAGAUCCACGAUGCCAUUGAAGUGAGAUACUGUAGUAGACGUCCACCAUGCCAUCAAAUGAUUAUAUUCAGGAAGUAAAAAGUUAAGAAACAGGAAAAUGAUAAGAGUUGAUAGUACCCACAUCAGACGCCACAUACUAAAGUAACUGUUACACAGCCCAGUUGAUAACUUAUGCCAUUCUGUAUUUAAUGAAAUGCUUUAUUUCUAAGGGGGCAGGAACAGAUGAGAAGUGCCUGAUUGAAGUCUUGGCCUCCAGGAACAACCAACAGAUACACGACCUGGUGGAGGCAUACAAGGAUGGUAAGAUCUGUUUCUUUCCUCCCAUUAGAUGGUAAGAUAUAUUUAUUCCACUCAUUAGAUGGUAAGAUAUAUUUAUUCCACUCAUUAGAUGGUAAGAUAUAUUUAUUCCACUCAUUAGAUGGUAAGAUAUAUUUAUUCCACUCAUUAGAUGGUAAGAUAUAUUUAUUCCACUCAUUAGAUGGUAAGAUAUAUUUAUUCCACUCAUUAGAUGGUAAGAUAUAUUUAUUCCACUCAUUAGAUGGUAAGAUAUAUUUAUUCCACUCAUUAGAUGGUAAGAUAUAUUUAUUCCACUCAUUAGAUGGUAAGAUAUAUUUAUUCCACUCAUUAGAUGGUAAGAUAUAUUUAUUCCACUCAUUAGAUGGUAAGAUAUAUUUAUUCCACUCAUUAGAUGGUAAUAUAUAUUUAUUCCACUCAUUAGAUGGUAAGAUAUAUUUAUUCCACUCAUUAGAUGGUAAGAUAUAUUUAUUCCACUCAUUAGAUGGUAAGAUAUAUUUACGUCAACCCAUUAGAUGGUGAAUCUUGGAGAUGCCUGCAGAUCCAUCAAACAAUCGAUCUUGAUCUUGAGCAUCAAAACAUGAUCACAAUGAGUGCAAAAAGCCAAAUACACUUACAGUAUGACAUAAACCAUAUGAUGAUAAUAAUAAUUUAUUAAACUUUUAUAGCACUUUUUAUUACAAUCGCAAAGAGCUUUAAGCAACAACAACAACAACAACAACAUACAAUUUAGAAAAACCAAAACAAAUAGUUCAUGGUCGAUCAUGGCAGGCAGGGUAGUUCAUUAAUGGUUUGAGGCAGUCAGCACCAGGAGGAAGGGUAGAGUAGAGGCAGUUCGGAGAUGAAACAGAGGGGGGUCACAUCCAGGGGUUGUCAGACUGGUCCAGAGCCGUUUAACAGGGCACCCUGGCCCUUGCCGUCUCUGAAGCAGUGCUUCUCAGUAGUAGUCUCUGAAGUCAAACUCCAUGGGUACAACUUCUCCACUACCGAUGUGUAGCACCCACCUAGGUGACGAUCCGACAGCAGCGAAAGCACCAGAAAAGCACGCAGCACAUCAGUCCAGAAUAGUCUGCCUUGAAGCUAACCUCUGGAGAAAACUGCUCAAAACUUCAACUUCAACUGCCAUCUCCAAACACCACUCCGUUACUUUGAAUCAAAGCAGAUAGCAAGUUAGCCAUCUUAGCUUCGUGAUGACAGUGACUCAUUAGUUAGGUGAAACCAACUGACUUGCCAGUCAUGCCAUGCCGAUAGCUAACAAAUUAGCUAACAAAAACAAAAAUGUUAUUAAAAAAAUGCAAUCAAAAGUACUUCAAAAGUAUUACAUUUUAAAUAUUAAAUAUGUACACAUUUACAGGAGCCCCUAGUCUAGGUUGCUAUUCCGGCGUCACGGCAACGAUGGAACCUCAAAUAUAGUACAUCACAGCUAUAGUAUGAAAUACAGCUGACACACACCAAAUACAGAUGUAGGAUUUUGAUUUGAUCACUCUUUUGUUGCUGAGAAUUUUGCUGCACAGCAGGAAAUGCAAACUUGUAGUGUAUUCAAGGCUUCUGGAGUUUGUAAUUUUCACUUGAAAUCCCGUUUGCUGUUGCUGCAGGAAAUGUGAAACUGGUCAAAUUAAGGGUGUGUUCGUAAAUUCAAUCUGGAGUGCCAGAGGGCUCUCAGAGUGCGCUCUGGGCGUUCGUAAAAUUCAGAGGGUUGUCAGAUUGUCCUUUUGUAAAUUCAGAGCGUUUCGCUCUCGGAGCGUUCAGAGCGCCCACUGGAUACUCUGGCCAAGGAGUAGAGUUGAUCCGAGCGUUCUGACCUCACAACAGCAGUCAAGCACCCAAGCUAACUGGCUAAAGAGAACAGCUCACUCUGACCAUUUUACUCACCAUAGCAGAGCUGGUUAGGCUCUUUUCAUGUUAUCUAGAGCGUUGGUGACUGCAACUGUGCUGCUGGCAACAAUUUAAUGACGCUUUUUUUACCUAGGUUUACUGCCACCGGCCAUAUUCAACCCGUGUUGAGCGUUCGUAAAUGCGUCAGUUAUUCUACGCUCUGGCACGCUGAGACGAGAGCACUCUGAAAUCGGAGUAGAUGGCCAGAGCGAAUUUACGAACGCACCCCAAGAUUAGACAUCCAGACUGCUACAGUACAACACACUAAAUAUUGAAUCCAUUUUGAAUUCAGGCUGUAACACAACAACAUGUUGAAUAAGUCAAGAGGUAUGAAUACUUUAUGAAGGCACUGUAUAACCCCAAAAUGAUCUGUCCUUGCAAGUUGUAGUGUAUGACAAUUUCAGAUUGCACAAAGUAGUUUGGAUGUAGUAACUUUAGUUAAGUAAACUAUAUAUAUAUAGACAGUGGCGGCUCCUGAAAAAAUUCUCAGGAGGGGCAAUUUUUCUGAUGAUUUAGGUGACCUACACACGUGCACGAGUCCGUGCACGCGAUUCCAGAUAUCUUUACCUCUGAAUAAACUGCCUUUAUUAUACCAUAUCCACCCUGUCCAAAGUCUCUACUUGGUCUCAGUUCUCCAGUAAACUUGUGAUUAUCAACAGUACACAACGGUAACAAACAAUUGGGGGAACUCACGGGGCAGAUAGUAACCACUUAAAAGGAAGCGAUUCCCAAACCUUCCAUAACAAAGCCAUCACCUACAGAGAGAUGAACUUGGAGAAGAGUCCCCUAAGUAAGCUUGUCCUGGGCCUCUGUUCACAAACACAAACAGACCCCACACAGCCCCAGGACAACAACAACAACAACAACAACAACACAAUUAGACCCAACCAAAUCAUGAGAAAACAAAAAGAGAAUUACUUGACACAUUGGAAAGAACAAACAAAAAAACAGAGCAAACUAGAAUGCUAUUUGGCCCUAAACAGAGAGUACACAGUGGCAGAAUACCUGACCACUGUGACUGACCCAAACUUAAUGAAAGCUUUGACUAUGUACAGACUCAGUGACCAUAGCCUUGCUAUUGAGAAAGGCCGCCGUAGGCAGACCUGGCUCUCAAGAGAAGACAGGCUAUGUGCACACUGCCCACAAAAUGAGGUGGAAACUGAGCUGCACUUCCUAACCUCCUGCCAAAUGUAUGACCAUAUUAGAGACACAUAUUUCCCUCAGAUUACAGCGAUCCACAAAGAAUUCGAAAACAAACCCAAUUUUGAUAAACUCCCUUAUCUACUGGGUGAAAAACCACAGUGUGCCAUCACAGCUGCAAGAUUUGUGACCUGUUGCCACAAGAAAAGGGCAACCAGUGAAGAACAAACACCAUUGUAAAUACAACCCAUAUUUAUGUUUAUUUAUUUUCCCAUUUGUACUUUAACUAUUUGCACAUUGUAACAACACUGUAUAUAUACAUAAUAUGACAUUUGAAAUGUCUUUAUUCUUUUGAAACUUCUGAGUGUAAUGUUUACUGUUAAUAUUUAUUGUUUAUUUCACUUUUGUUUACUAUCUACUUCCCUUGCUUUGGCAAUGUUAACACACGUUUCCCAUGCCAAUAAAGCCCUUAAAUUGAAUUGAAUUGAUAGUAAGGUCGCAAUGACACAGAAAGCAGUUCAAUGUCGGGGUACAGAGUCGCUCUCUUACCAGGAUCGCGGUCCGCUCUGACCAGGGUGAAGGUGGCCGGCUCCACUUCUCUGUCCGGGACUCAUCCAGCCAAGUCUCCCAGCUGUAUUGGGAUUCAGCUGCCAGCAGCGUUUUCAUUAUUUAGUCCGUUCGUAGCGGGUAUGUACACGAUCAACAAGAUCAGUCCAAAACCAACCACUGGAAAUCCAUGGUUGGCAGAAUGUUUGUAAACUAAGUCUACAAAUUAAAAACAUAAAAUAACGCCGCACUGCAGGUCGCAACAGAGACGCUUCUAGCCGCCAUUGUCUUAGUUACGUUCAACGUUACGUCACGUAUGACGAAAGCGCGUAAGUGCAAGCCCACAGACACCCAUAGAGAAUGUAUUGAAAGCUUUGAAAUGUGAAAAAAAUAGAUUUUACAUGACAGGCUAUGAGAGACUUCUGGGCGAUUUUCAACUUGACUGAAAUCGCCCCAAAAACGGGCGGGGCCAUUUGAAGCACGACUUUAGCCUGAUUUGACAUUUAGUGGCUGGCAGAUCAGACGUGAACACUGAUAACUGCUGUUGCCGUGAUAUAAUUGAUUAGAAAAAAAAUCCCUUCCUUUUCCCGUUUGGCAGUGCGUCGCCCAUAUCGCCCUAUUGAACAAGCCGUCCCUGUAUAUAGAUAUAGAUAGAUAUAUCGCCGCCAUUGGAUUCCGGAGCAGUGAAACGCGUUCUCUGUAGUGAUUAAUCACGCUUCACCAUCUGGUAGUCCGACGGACGAAUCUGGUUUUGGCGGAUGCCAGGAGAACGUUACCCGCCCCAAUACAUAGUGCCAACUGUAAAGUUUGGUGGAGGAGGAAUAAUGGUCUGGGGUUGUUUAUCAUGGUUCGGGUUAGGCGGCUUAAUUCCAGUGAAGGGAAAUCUUAACGCUACAGCAUACAAUUACUUUCUAGACGUGUCUGUGCUUCUAACUUUGUGGCAACAGUUUGGAGAAGGCCCUUUCCUGUUUCAGCAUGACAAUGCCACCGUGCACAAAGCGAGGUCCAUACAGAAAUGGUUUGUCGAGAUCGGUGUGGAAGAACUUGACUGGCCUGGACAGAGCCCUGACCUCAACCCCAUCGAACACCUUUGGGAUGAAUUGGAACGCCGACUGCGAGCCAGGCCUAAUCGCCCAACAUCAGUGCCCGACCUCACUAAUGCUCUUGUGGCUGAAUUGAAGCAAGUCCCCGCAGCAAUGUUCCAACAUCUAGUGGAAAGCCUUCUCAGAAGUGUGGAGGCUGUUAUAGCAGCAAAGGGGGGGACCAACUCCAUAUUAAUGCCCAUGAUUUUGGAAUGAGAAGUUCGACGAGCAGGUGUCCACAUACUUCUGGUCAUGUAGUGUAUGACAAACGCAGCAUGUUCCAGUGAAAUCCUGGUUGUAUUAUUAACCGUCUGUGUUGUUACUGUCUUCAGCUUACGGCUCAGACAUCGAGGAGGACCUGACAGGAGAGUCCUCCGGGCACUUUAAGAAGAUGCUGGUUGUUUUACUCCAGGUCAGUUGUUUUACAAAGGUCACAGGAAACAGGAAAUGUAAUUGAUCUAAUGUGCUUUUACUAUUUGAAAGGCUGUCAAUAGCUUGUUUUCUAGCUUGAGUUUUUUUGUAAGUAGAUAUAGUCUGGGUACCAAUCUGUUACCUAACUUGUUGUUGUCCUAACCAAAGCAUUUGUAUAGCUGUUUAGUCAGUCUUAGUGUGUGUGUGUGUGUGUAUUUCCAGGGGACCAGAGAUGAGCCAGGAGUAGUGCAUGCUGACCUAGUGGAGGAGGAUGCUCAGGUGAGUGUUUAAAAGCAGUAGUACAGGACACAUUCACCACAAUACAAACACCAAGCAUUUGUUAUCCUUUCGUUUCCCUUCCUAGCCCUAUCAACCCCUUUUCUAGCCGUCUCUAACUAUCCCUUUUCAACACUUUUCAACACUUUUCAACACUUUCAGGUGCUGUUUGCAGCCGGGGAGGAGCAGUGGGGCACAGAGGAGUCCAUAUUCAUUAUGUUGCUGGGAAACCGCAGUGUCGACCACCUGCAGAUGGGUGAGUAUAACACACUGGGGUACAUAAACACGAGGCAGAGAGUGACAACAGUAUCAUGACCUCAGCCUGACCAGAACACUGGCUACGUCCCAAAUGGCACCCUGCACCCUACAUAGUACGCUGUCUGUAACCCAUAGAUGUUAAAAGCAGUGCACUAUGCAACGAAUAGGGUGCCAUUUGGGACGCAUCCAUUGUCACAUCAGUGUGGCAUCUACUAGUGUGAAUCGGUCAUUGCUUCUCACACCCACAACAUACAGGGACCCUGGUUGUAUCAGGCUGCUGAGUUAUGUGUCUGACCCUGUACAUUACAGUCUAUGGUCUGGGCUCAGUAGUUCACUGACUAGGAUACCGUGCCAGGGAAUGACUCCAUUCUCUCUCUUCUUCCUGCAGUGUUUGAUAAGUACCAGGAGAUAGCAGAGAAGCCCAUAGAGGACAGUAUCAAGAGCGAGCUGUCUGGGGACUUUGAGAGACUCAUGCUGGCUGUCGGUACGCGUUGACUCUUUCUGAUAACACACAUGAAGAUCCUUUCGCCUGGGUAAAAUCAGACGGAACCAAAUUGAAAUCAAAUGGAACACCGUUGAGUGAACUCCCCAUCGUUCAGUCUGGUUUAAUCAGGCUAAAAGAUCAUACCUAGUCAAGUCAUCCAUGAACUCUUAUUCCAACAUGUCUGUCUUGUGCUCACUGUCUCCUACAGUCCAGUGCAUCAGGAGUGUACCUAUGUACUUCGCCAAGCGUCUCUAUAAGUCUAUGAAGGUAAAAUCAACUGCUUCUUCUUAUUAAGGUCUUUCAGUCUCCGCUGCACUCGUAUCAAACUCACUCUGACCAACAAUCUGUCAAUUCGAUUCAAUAAGGGCUGUAUUGGCAUGGGAAACAUAUGUUUACAUUGCCAAAGCAGGUGAAAUAGAUAAUAAACAAAAGUUGAAAUAUGUGUCUCUAAUAUGGUCAUACAUUUGGCAGGAGGUUAGGAAGUGCAGCUCAGUUUCCACCUCAUUUCUCUCUCUCUCGCUCUCUCUCCCCCCUCCCUCCCUCUUUCUCUCUCUCUCUCUAUUUCUCACUUUCUCUCUAUCUCUCUCCUCCCUCCCUCCUUCUCUCUCCCUCUCUCUCCUCCCUCCCUCCUUCUCUCUCUCCCUCUAUCUCCAUCCCUACUCUCCAGGGUCUUGGUACGCAAGACAACACUCUGAUUAGGAUCAUGAUCUGUCGUUCUGAGAUAGACAUGCUGGAUAUCCGGGAGUGCUUCCGUAUGUGCUAUGAGAAGUCCCUGUACAACAUGAUCCAGGUGAUACAACUUAAACGUAAUUUAUCUUAAACCCAUAGAUAUUUUGAUCCUAUAGAUUGUAACCUCUAGAUGUAACAAUGCCUCUUGUUUGAAGUUCUGUCUUAGUUACCUUGUCUUGUGACUGAGAUAAGAGUGACUUUAUGACUCCAUACUUACUGUAUAUCUCCCUGUCUAUCUAACUAGCUAUCUGUCUAUCUAACUAGCUGUCUGUCUGUCUGUCUAACUAGCUAUCUGUCUAUCUAACUAGCUAUCUGUCUAUCUAACUAGCUGUCUGUCUGUCUGUCUAACUAGCUAUCUGUCUAUCUAACUAGCUAUCUGUCUAUCUAACUAGCUAUCUGUCUAUCUAACUAGCUAUCUGUCUAUCUAACUAGCUAUCUGUCUAUCUAACUAGCUAUCUGUCUAUCUAACUAGCUAUCUGUCUAUCUAACUAGCUAUCUGUCUAUCUAACUAGCUAUCUGUCUAUCUAACUAGCUGUAUGUCUGUCUGUCUAACUAGCUGUCUGUCUAUCUAACUAGCUAUCUGUCUAUCUAACUAGCUGUCUGUCUGUCUGUCUAACUAGCUCCCUGUCUAUCUAACUAGCUAUCUGUCUAUCUAACUAGCUGUCUGUCUGUCUGUCUAACUAGCUAUCUGUCUAUCUAACUAGCUAUCUGUCUAUCUAACUAGCUAUCUGUCUAUCGGUCUAUCUAUCUGUCUAUCUAACUAGCUAUCUGUCUAUCUAACUAGCUAUCUGUCUAUCUAACUAGCUAUCUGUCUAUCUAACUAGCUAUCUGUCUAUCUAACUAGCUGUCUGUCUGUCUGUCUAACUAGAUAUCUGUCUAUCUAACUAGCUAUCUGUCUAUCUAACUAGCUAUCUGUCUAUCUAACUAGCUAUCUGUCUAUCUAACUAGCUAUCUGUCUAUCUGUAUAGCUCCCUGUCUAUCUAACUAGCUAUCUAACUAGCUAUCUGUCUAUCUAACUGUCUAUCUGUCUAUCUAACUAGCUGUCUGUCUAUCUAACUAGCUAUCUGUAUAUCAGAAUAUCUCCCUGUCUAUCUAACUAGCUACUGUAUCUGUAUAUCUGUAUAUCUCCUGUAUAUCUGAUAUCUCUAGCUGUCUAUCUGAUAUCUGUAUAUCUCCCUGUCUAACUAUCUGGCUUUCUAUCUAUCUGUAUAUCUCCUGUAUAUCUGAUAUCUCUGUCUAUCUGUAUAUCUCCUGUAUAUCUGAUAUCUCUGUCUAUCUGUAUAUCUGAUAUCUCUGUCUAUCUGUAUAUGUCCCUGUCUGUCUAAGUAGCUUUCUGUUUAUCUGUACAUAUCCCUGACCUGUAUAUCUUUCAACAUGGUAUCUUAAUGUUCCGUCUGGUCUUCUACCCAACAGGAAGACACAUCAGGAGAUUACAAGAGGACUCUGCUCGCCCUGUGUGGAGGAGAUGAUGAGUAAGUUAGAUUACUGCUGAUUGAUGGAGCUCAUCAUUACUGUGUUUUGCAGUAGUUCGUUUACACCACUUGGGGGCGACAUUGUACCCUCUAAAUGUAUCCACAGUUGGCAGAUUCAACAAUGCCUUUUUUUGAGACAACAUUAAGCCAAGGAGCUGAAACCCAAAGCUUCCCUAAAAAGUGAGAGAAUUUAGAAUGAAAUGUUGUCAUAGUUCAGGAAUCAGUCAGAGGAGAAAUACUGUUCAUAUAUAAUUCUCAACGGGAAAACCUAAAGGGUCAGAACAGGGUCUGGUUAUAGUGUAAGCCUGAAUGCCAGACUGUUUGUGCUGUCAUGCCAACUCCAUGGCACUCAUUGUCAUACCAACAUGAUGUUUGGCUUGACAAGGACAGCAAUUAAGUUGGCAAGAGUACAAACAGAUCUGUGACCAGGCUAGCGUAGGUUAGGGCUACAGCUGGGUCAUUCCAACGAUUCAGUGCCUUUUUGAGAAGUGUAACUUGGUUUAAAAAUGAAACUUUUGAUUUCACCUAAUUUUAACAUUCUUUCAUAAAGAGCACAUGUUCAACUAAAUAAAAAAACAUGUCAAGAGGUUAAUUAAUAAAAUACUAUAGUAAGGCCUAUUAAGUGCCAAAUAAAGUAACAGGGUUGACCGUAACAGGGGUUGACCGUAACAGGGGUUGACCGUAACAGGGGUUGACCGUAACAGGGGUUGACCGUAACAGGGUUGACCGUAACAGGGUUGACCGUAACAAGGUUGACCGUAACAUGGCUGACCAUAAUAGGGGUUGAUGAUUUCAUCCUUUCCCAUUAGUUUGUAGGCCAAACGGUUCGGCGCUACCAAACAGAAGUUGGCACAUCGACGGUACCGACUUCAGACGAGUCUCCUGACACUUUUGGGGGUCGUAGAGCAAAUCGGAGACCACCCAUCAUGAGAGGCUCAUCUUUCCAUAGAGGGGUCAUAAUAGUUUGUAGGUCAAACCGUUCGGACGCUACAGACGUUUACGUGAGAACACCAAUUUUUGGGACGUCUCAUGGUCUGACAAACCCCUCUCUAGCUCUGACACCACAGAUGAGGAAGUGCGACACUGGCGGAUGCGGUGGAUUGAGACGCAUCCAAUGCAAAAAAUAUCUGUAGUUUAAACUGACGGAUUUUGAUGGGGAUUUUUUUUGUUAUGUAAUUUAGACUGUUGUACCGGUGCGUUAAUCGACUGUAGGGGGUUAAAUCAGCCAUAAAUCCCCUUGUGACUGGCGAAAUGAAAGCGUGUUGUGUGCAACAGGGAGUGGAAAUUGAAUGCAUGCUUCACCAUUUAUUUAUUUAUUGUUAAAACAUUUCUAUUCGGGUGCUGAUGACGUCGAUUUUUCCUCUCUGAUUCAGAGGGAAAUGCUCGAAGACACAUUUCGUUUGAAUGCAUUCAGUUGUGCAGCUGACUAGGUAUCUCCCUUUCCUUGCCUAUCGAUGGGUAACAGCGUUGACGUGUGAUGCUUGACCCACUCAGUUUUCCACCACAAAACACCAGAAAAUGUCCAGAAAGAGUAGAACCAGCUCACAUGCUUUUACACUAUGAUUUGACUGUUCAGUGUUUCUUUUGAAGAAAAUUUGUUUUCUAAAGGAAUUGUUUCACUAUAUUAAAACGAGAGUUCAGUUCACGUAACAGGGUUGACCUUAAAAUGAGGGACUGACGUAAAUUGAUCGCUAAUCAGAUUAAAUAAAUGAUAAUCUUCAGAAAGGACUUUGUCAAAGCAACAAAAUAACUAGGGCUUCACAAUGAUGGUGAAACUUUUGCAAUGUUUGGAUUAAAUGGGUUAAAAUCUUCCUAGAAGUGACACAGGGUUGACGGCGGGACAUGUCCAAAUGCUGAAUCUUGGCACUUUAGCAAGACUUUUUCAUAUAAAUAAAUCAGAUUUAUUGAAUUCCCCAUGUGGUCUAUAUUAAAGGGCACUUCAUUUAAUAUAACAGGUUUUUAAAAAUUCAAUAUUGGUGCACAAUUUCUACUUAAAAUAUCAAAGGGACGCAAAAGGCCCUCAUUUCAUGGAACGACCCAGCUACUUUAGGAAACUAUUAUUAGGAGAGCAAACAGAGUUGGCAAAGCAAAGGAACAUCAUGUCAUGUUGAAUGUGUCAGAUUUCAGGAAAUUACCCCAGUGUGUAUUAGAUAGCCAGUUCUCUUUGGAUGUGUUGUUGGGGGGGUCAGGGUUAGCUCUGUGGUUUUGUUGUUGGGGGGGUCAGGGUUAGCUCUGUGGUUUUGUUGUUGGGGGGGUCAGGGUUAGCUCUGUGGUUUUGUUGUUGGGUGUGGGGGGGGGUCAGGGUUAGCUCUCUGGUUUUGUUGUUGGGGGGGUCAGGGUUAGCUCUGUGGUUUUGUUGUUGGGGGGGGGGGUCAGGGUUAGCUCUCUGGUUUUGUUGUUGUUGGGGGGGUCAGGGUUAGCUCUGUGGUUUUGUUGUUGGGGGGGGGUCAGGGUUAGCUCUGUGGUUUUGUUGUUGGGGGGGUCAGGGUUAGCUCUCUGGUUUUGUUGUUGGGGGGGUCAGGGUUAGCUCUGUGGUUUUGUUGUUGGGGGGGGGUCAGGGUUAGCUCUGUGGUUUUGUUGUUGGGGGGGUCAGGGUUAGCUCUGUGGUUUUGUUGUUGGGGGGGUCAGGGUUAGCUCUGUGGUUUUGUUGUUGGGUGGGGGGGGGGGUCAGGGUUAGCUCUGUGGUUUUGUUGUUGGGGGGGGGGUCAGGGUUAGCUCUCUGGUUUUGUUGUUGGGGGGGUCAGGGUUAGCUCUCUGGUUUUGUUGUUGGGGGGGUCAGGGUUAGCUCUCUGGUUUUGUUGUUGUGGGGGGUUAAGUUGACUCAUGAUUAGGGUUGAUUAGAUACAUUUUAUUAUUACAGUGUCUUGCAUCUUCAGGAUGCCCAGCCCAGAUGGGCUUAUAAGCCACUGUCUGUUUUUAUGAUUCAGUGUGUCCUUGACUCCUUAACUCAUUGGUAUAUCAUUGGUAAUUGCAGCCUAGCAGGAGAGUUCUUCCCAGAGGCUGCUCAGCUAGCCUACAAGAUGUGGGAAAUAAGCGCCAUGACCAAAGUCCAGGUUCGGCCCGUGCCCUCUGACCUCUACUCACACAUCCCAAAUUGCACCCUAUUCCUAUUUAGGGCACUAGUGGGUUCUGGUCAAAAGUAGUGCACUGUAUAGGGUGCCAUUUGGGACACAUCCCUUUUUGCCCCUUUGGACCUAAAAAAUAGUGCACUAAGUAGGAUUCCAUUUUAGAUUUGCUCAUAGUAUAGAUUGCAUGUUUGUUCUGGCUCUGGCAUGCAUCUCAUUACCUUUACAAGGAUCUCUUCCCUUGCUGUGGCCCCUCAACCCGUGCUGAUAACUCUACCAUCUCUUCCCUUGCUGUGGCCCCUCAACCCGUGCUGAUAACUCUACCAUCUCUUCCCUUGCUGUGGCUCCUCAACCCGUGCUGAUAACUCUACCAUCUCUUCCCUUGCUGUGGCCCCUCAACCCGUGCUGAUAACUCUACCAUCUCUUCCCUUGCUGUGGCCCCUCAACCCGUGCUGAUAACUCUACCAUCUCUUCCCUUGCUGUGGCCCCUCAACCCGUGCUGAUAACUCUACCAUGUGUGUGUGUGUGUGUGUGUGUGUCUAUGUGUGUGUGUCUGUGUGUGUGUGUCUAUGUCUGUCUGUGUGUGUGUACUAUAUCUGAUUUGUCCCCUGCCCCCUCUCAUCCUCUCAUCCUGUCUUCUUCAGCUCAGACCAACCAUCCGUCCUGCCAGUGAUUUUGACCCAGCUGAUGAUGCUCAGAACCUGAGGAAAGCCAUGAAAGGCUUUGGUACGCUUCCUCCCAUGGAAAACACCUCACCUUUACUCUGAUGUUAAUGACAUUGUUGGAACUGGUUCAUACAUCAUAUGGUGUUUGUAUGAAACAUAUAUAUAUAUAUAUAUGUCUGAUAAAACAGGUAUUUAUAACCAUUGUUCCUGCCGUGUCUACAGGCACAGAUGAAGACAUCAUCAUUGACAUUGUGGCAAACAGGAGCAACGAGCAGAGACAGGAGAUCAGACAGGCCUUCAAGUCCAUCCUCGGCAGGGUAAGACGGACAUCCCCAACACUCACAUAGUAGCGCUUUACAUUGUAACGUGAAACCCACCGCAUCCAAAACUCAAUGUGUGUGCUAGAAUGUGAUGACAUCAUUCCAGUGGGUGGGUGAUACAGCAGCAGCCAUUUUGUACCAGUAGUCCCACAGAUUAGAUGGUCGUGUGUUCUGUGUGUUAACGAUGUCCUCUCCUAUAGGACCUGAUGAAGGAUCUGAAGUCUGAGCUCUCUAAGAACCUGGAGAGGCUGAUAAUCGGCCUGAUGCUGACGCCCGCUGAGUUUGACGCCAAGAUGAUGAGGAAAGCUAUGGAGGUAGGAGGAGGUGGUGGUCAAUGUAUAUAUAUACAGUGCAUUGGGAAAGUAUUCAGACCCCUUGACUUUUUCCACAUUUUGUUACGUUACAGCCUUGUUCUAAAAUUGAUUAAAUUGUUUUUUCCCCCCCCUCAUCGAUCUACACACAAUACCCCAUGAUGACAAAGCAAAAACAGAUUUUUUGAAACUUUAGCAAAUUUAUGAAAAAUAAAUAAAUGAAAUACGACAUUUACAUAAGUAUUCAGACCCUUUACUCAGUACAUUGUUGAAGCACCUUUGGCAGCGAUUACAGCCUUGAGUCUUCUUCGGUAUGAUGCUACAAGCUUGGCACACCUGUAUUUGGGGAGUUUCUCCCAUUCUCUGCAGAUCCUCUCAAGUUCUGUCAUGUUGGAUGGGGAGCGUCGCUGCACAGCUAUUUUCAGGUCCCUCCAGAGAUGUUUGAUCGGGUUCAAGUCCGGGCUCUGGCUGGGCCACUCAAGGACAUUCAGAGACUUGUCCCGAAGCCCCUCCUGCGUUGUCUUGGCUGUGUUCUUAGGGUUGUUGUCCUGUUGGAAGGUGAACCUUCGCACAAGUCUGAGGUCCUGAGCGCUCUGGAGCAGGUUUUCAUCAAGGAUCUCUCUGUACUUGGCUCCGUUCAUCUUUCCCUCGAUCCUGACUAGUCUCCCAGUCCCUGCUGCUGAAAAACAUCCCCACAGCAUGAUGCUGCCACCACCAUGCUUCACCGUAGGGAUGGUGCCAGGUUUCCUCCAGACGUGACGCUUGGCAUUCAGGCCAAAGAGUUCAAUCUUGGUUUCAUCAGACCAGAAAAUCUUGUUUCUCAUGGUCUGAGAGUCUUUAGGUGCCUUUUGGCAAACUCCAAGCGGGCUGUCAUGUGCCUUUUACUGAGGAGUGGCUUCCGUCUGUCUACUCUACCAUAAAGGCCUGAUUGGUGGAGUGCUGCAGAGAUGGUUGGGUUUCUGGAAGGUUCUCCCAUCUCCACAGAGGAACUCUGGAGCUCUGUCAGAGUGACCAUCGGGUUCUUGGUCACCUCCGUGACCAAGGCCCUUCUCCCCCGAUUCCUCAGUUUGGCCAGGUGGCCAGCUCUAGGAAGAGUCUUGGCGGUUCCAAACUUCUUCCAUUUAAGGAUGAUGGAGGCCACUGUGUUCUUGGGGACCUUCAAUGCUGCAGACAUGUUUUGGUACCCUUCCCCAGAUCUGUGCCUCGACAUAAUCCUGUCUCUGAGCUCUACAGACAAUUCCUUUGAUCGUAUGGCUUGGUUUUUGCUCUGACAUGCACUGUCAACUGUUGGACCUUAAAUAGACAGGUGUGUGCCUUUCCAAAUCAUGUCCAAUCAAUCGAAUUGACCACAGGUGGGACUCCAAUCAAGUUGUGGAAACAGCUGAAGGAUGAUCAAUAGAAACAAGAUGCACCUGAGCUCAAUUUAGAGUUUCAUAGCAAAGGGUCUGAAUACUUAUAUAAAUAAGGUAUUUCUGUUUUUAUUUGUAAUAAAUUUGCAAACAUUUCUAAAAACCUGUUUUUGCUUUGUCAUUAUGGGGUAUUGUAUGUAGAUUGAUGAGAAUUGUAUUUAUUUAAUCAAUUUUAGAAUAAGGCUGUAACGUAACAAAAUGUGGAAAAGUAAAGGGGCCUAAAUAUUUCCUAAUGCACUGUAAUAUAUAGAAAUACUGAAUGUAUGUGGAGGUGGUGGAUCUCUCAGUAUGCAAGAUAUCUAGUAGAUAAGUCUUAGAAUGAGAUAACAUCGUCUGUUCUGUGUGAUACAUAUUUAGUAUGUGCCGCAGACAAAGGACAGCCUACAGGUACUUUCUCCUGUGGGUGGAUUGAUGUGUGAGAUAGAUAUGACGAACUAUGAAUCAAAAAGCACAGUGAGUGAGUGAGUGAGUGAGAGAUCUCAGCCUGGCAUACACAGUGUUGACAAAGGUAGGAGUUUCCGUCUUGACGAAAUCCAAACAUACUAAAAAGAUAAAUCUCACUAUUUACAAUGGAUGUGAUGUUUGGUUGCUCAAACAAAACCCACAAUGACAACAUCCCUUUCCUAUUCCAGGGGGCGGGGACAGACGAACAUGCUCUGAUUGAGAUCCUGGUAACCAGGAGCAACGAGGAGAUCCACGCCAUGAACGCUGCCUACCAGGCUGGUGAGGCCUAUAGCGUACUCCAUCAUCAUCAUCAUCAUCAUCAUAAUAAUAAUAAUAGCCCUCUAGUCUGUGUUAUAAGCGGUUGUUGUUGACACACAGGCCAUCAGACUGUUAAACAGUCACCACUAGCCGACCUACGCCCAGUACCCUGCCCUGAACCUUAGUCACUGUUACUAGCCAGCUACCGCCCGGUACUCUACCCCUGGGCUUCCCAAACUCGGUCUGGGCACUGUGUAUAUAUAUAUUUAUAUUGCGGACUCUGACAUUGCUCGUUCUGAUAUUUCUUACUUUUUUUUCAAUGUUAUUUGUUGCGGUAUUUGUGUGUAUUGUAUUGUUUGGUAUUACUGCACUGUUGGAGCUAGAAACAUAAGCAUUUCGCUGCACCUGCGACAACAUCCGCAAAAUAUGUGCAACUAAUAACAAUUUAUUUUAAUUGUUCUUUCAACUGUGGUACCUGUUGUUGCCUUUAGGGGGAGCCAGUUGUUCUAGUAGCUGGUACUAAACCGUAACACACUAAAGCACUAACAGUUACCGUAUCUAUAAACACCUAUUAUGCAUGAAUAAUAACCAUGUAUUAACCUCAGGCUAUAAGAAGAGCAUGGAGGACGCUAUCCAGUCAGACACCUCAGGACGCUUCAGUCAAAUCCUCACGUCGCUGGUGCAGGUAACGUUUAUUCCUACGUGCAUCUACAAAACCAAAGGGCCAUAAUAUGGCCGUCCAUAUAAUUCUAUAGGAGUGAGUGAAGUCUAUUCUACAUAACAUUACCUGUCGUGCUCUUCCUACCCCAGGGGGCGAGAGAGCAGGGUCCAGCGGACUGGGACAGAGCAUUGGUGGACGCCCAGGUGAGUACGUCAUGACAUCAUGACAACAUGACUCUCGCUUCUUUUGACUUUCAAUGGGGUUUAUUGUGGAAUAUUGUUGAUGCUCUUUUCAGGAACUGGCCGAUGCCUGUAACGAAGACUCUGACGACAUGGAGAUUAAGUUCAUGAGUAUCCUCUGUACCAGGAGCUUCCCACAUCUCAGGAGAGGUACCAGAGAAACACUGCUUCAUCACUACUGACCACAUCUCAGGAGUGGUACCAGAGAAACACUGCUUCAUCACUAAUGCAGUAUUAGAUAGACAUAUAUUAUUGGACAUACAAGCCUCGAUAUCUGGCUUUUACGAUUGUAAUUUCUGUUUUUGCAGUGUUCCAAGAGUUUGUCCGAUGCAGCAAUAAGGACAUUGAGCAGAUCAUCAAGAAGGAGAUGUCUGGAGACGUGAAACAGGCCAUGUAUGGCAUAGGUAAGGAUGGCUGUGCAUAGCUUACUUAUUUAAGCCCUUGACUCCAUAGUGGAGUAUAGGCCUUUUGAGGCUGUUGACAAAUUACAUCUUACAGGUUUGGGUAUUGUAAUAUUUAGUUUUUGUUGACCUAUCAUAUCUCUCUUUCUCUCCGCAGUUUUGAGUGUAAAGAACCAGCCUAAUUACUUUGCUGAGCGCCUGUACAAAGCCAUGAAGGUAGGUCUAUUUCUGCUGCUUUUAGAAAACGGCUCCCGUCGCAGCCCAGCCAUAUUUCACUGGCCUGUGGAUAGCUAGCUAAAUGCAGUUAGUAUUAGAAGGCCUAAAGGGGAUGCAUUUUCUAAGCAGUUCGUGUUGUUGUUUCUGUCUACCUGGUAGGCUAUGUACUGUGUGUUUUGUAUUGUGUUUUGUGUUGUGUUUUGUAUUGUAUUUUGUAUUGUGUUUUGUAUUGUGUGUGUGUGGACCCCAGAAAGAGUAUAGCUGUUGCUACUUCAACAGUGAAUACUUGGGAUCCAACUACACUGAACAAAGAUAGAAACGCAACAUGUAAAGUGUUGGUCCCAUGUUUCAUGAACUGAAUUAAAAGAUCCCAGAAAUGUUCCAUACGCACAGAAAGCUUAUUUCUCUCAAAAUGUUAUGUACAAAUGUGUUUACAUCCCUGUUAGUGAGCAUUUCUCCUUUGCCAAGAUAAUCCAUCCACCUGACAGGUGUGGCAUAUCGAGAAGCUGAUUAAACAGCAUGAUCAUUACACAGGUGCACCUUGUGCAGGGGACAAUAAAAGGCCACUCUAAAAUGUGUAGUUUUGUCACACAACACAAUGCCACAGAUGUCUCAAGUUUUGAGGGAGCGUGCAAUUGGCAUGCUGACUGCUGGAAUGUCCACCAGAGCUGUUGCCAGAUAAUUUAAUGUUCAUUUCUCUACCAUAAGGUGCCUCCAACGUCGUUUUAGAGAAUUUUGGAGUACAUCCAACCGGCCUCACAACCGCAGACCACGUGUAUGGUGUCGUAUGGGUGAGCGGUUUGCUGAUGUCAACGUUGUGAACAGAGUGCCCCAUGGUGGCGGUGGGGUUAUGCUAUGGGCAGGCAUAAGCUACGGACAACAAACACAAUUGCAUUUUAUCGAUAACAAUUUGAAUGCACAAAAAUACUGCGAAGAGAUCCUGAGGCCCAUUGUGGGGCCCAUUUUUUUUUUUAAAGGUAUCUGUGACCAACAGAUGCAUAUCUGUAUUCCCAGUCAUGUGAAAUCUAUAGAUUACGGCUUAAUUCAUUUAUUGUUGUUGUUUUUUCGUGGGUAUUUUACCCCCGUUUUCUCCCCAAUUUCGAUCUUGUCUCAUCGCUGCAACUCCCCAACGGGCUCGGGAGAGGCGAAGGUCGAGUCACGCGUCCUCCGAAACAUGACCCGCCAAACCGCGCUUCUUAACCCGGAAGCCAGCUGUACCAAUGUGUCGGAGGAAACACCAUUUAACUGAUGACCCAAGUCAGCCUGCAGGCGCCUGGCCAGCCACAAGGAGUUGCUAGAGCGCGAUGAGCCAAGUAAAGCACCCCCGGCCAAACCCUCCCCUAACCCGGACAGCGCUGGGCCAAUUGUGCGCCGCCCUAUGGGACUCCCGGUCACGGCCGGUUGUGACACAGACUGGGAUCGAACCCGGGUCUGUAGUGACACCUCAAGCACUGCGAUGCAGUGCCUUAUACCGCUGCGCCACUCGGGAGGCCCUCAUUAAUUUAUUUAAAUCGACUGACCUGUAGCUCAGUAAGACCUUUGAAAUUGUUGCUUGUUGCGUUUUUUAUAUUUUUGUUCAGUAUAUAUGGAUAAACAUGUUUCUCUUUCCUCUCUGCAGUGUUUGGGCACAGACGACAGGGCUCUCAUCCGCAUCAUGGUCUCACGCAGUGAAGUCGACCUUUUCAAUAUCCGCAAAGAGUUCAAGGAGACUCACGACUGCUCUCUCCAUGAAUUCAUCCAGGUAGAAACCAUGGUUGUAAGUUUUCACAUUUUACAUGUCGACUGUCUGCUGCACUUUGCAUAUCCCUCUACAUGUCCCUGUACCCUCGCUGUGUGUGUGUGUGUGUGUGUGUGUGUGUGUGUGUGUGUGUGUGUGUGUGUGUGUGUGUGUGUGUGUGCGCGUCCUGCGUGCUGCAGCACAUCCUCUUUUCGUCGAGGCGGGUGGAGGGGGAACGGUGCUCUACAGCUUCCUGUGUUGGGCGGGGCUUGUGGGGCUGCGGCUGCCUUGUAGCUGUUCAGGAAUUUCCCCUGCAUGCUCGACUUCCUCUCUGUAGGCACGCCACCCGUGAUUGGCUAGGAGAUGCCGAGGCAGGAAGUGCCCAAUAACAGGUUUCUACUGGCUCUCUCACGUGUAAAAGACCAGGGUUGUGUACUAAAUGGCCCCCUCUUCCCCUAUGGGCCCUGGUUGAAAGUAGUGCACUAUAUAGAGUAUAGGGUUCUAUUUGGGACAUCCAACACCAGUAAUAACUUCUGCAGGUUAGGAUGGGCCUUAAAUAAUAUCUAUGAAUUUCGCCAUGUACCAGAGGAGGAUUUAAGAGCUAUUAUGGAAUUGGUGGGGAUUGAUAUACGGACAGGUUGAAAGAGUCGAGAAGUCACAUUCUGUAAAUACAGUUGUUGGAAAAAUACAAUCAAAUCUAACUAGAUUUGAAGACAUUCUUUAUUGCUGUCAGCAUAAAGUAAAUUGCCAUUUUGCUAAAAGAAUGUAUUUCAAAACCAAUUUUGAACUUAGAUUCUGACAAGUGAUAACUUCUUUGCUUUCUAUAAAUGUCUGUCCACUAACCCUGUAUGUCUCUGUUCUGUACUGUGUGUGUCUCUGUUCUGUGUGUCUCUGUUCUGUAUGUGUCUCUGUACUGUAUGUGUCUCUGUACUGUAUAUGUCUCUGUACUCUGUGUCUCUGUUCUGUAUGUGUCUCUGUACUGUAUGUGUCUCUGUACUGUAUAUGUCUCUGUACUCUGUGUCUCUGUACUGUAUGUGUCUCUGUACUGUAUAUGUCUCUGUACUCUGUGUCUCUGUACUCUGUGUCUCUGUACUCUGUGUCUCUGUACUGUGUGUCUCUGUUCUGUAUGUGUCUCUGUUCUGUAUGUGUCUCUGUACUCUGUGUCUCUGUACUCUGUGUCUCUGUACUGUAUGUGUCUCUGUACUCUGUGUCUCUGUACUCUGUGUCUCUGUUCUGUAUGUGUCUCUGUACUCUGUGUCUCUGUUCUGUAUGUGUCUCUGUUCUGUAUGUGUCUCUGUACUCUGUGUCUCUGUACUGUAUGUGUCUCUGUUCUGUAUGUGUCUCUGUUCUGUAUGUGUCUCUGUACUCUGUGUCUCUGUACUCUGUGUCUCUGUACUGUAUGUGUCUCUGUUCUGUAUGUGUCUCUGUUCUGUAUGUGUCUCUGUACUGUAUGUGUCUCUGUUCUGUAUGUGUCUCUGUUCUGUAUGUGUCUCUGUACUCUGUGUCUCUGUACUCUGUGUCUCUGUUCUGUAUGUGUCUCUGUACUGUAUGUGUCUCUGUUCUGUAUGUGUCUCUGUUCUGUAUGUGUCUCUGUACUCUGUGUCUCUGUACUGUAUGUGUCUCUGUUCUGUAUGUGUCUCUGUUCUGUAUGUGUCUCUGUUCUGUAUGUGUCUCUGUACUGUAUGUGUCUCUGUUCUGUAUGUGUCUCUGUUCUGUAUGUGUCUCUGUACUCUGUGUCUCUGUACUGUAUGUGUCUCUGUUCUGUAUGUGUCUCUGUUCUGUAUGUGUCUCUGUUCUGUAUGUGUCUCUGUACUCUGUGUCUCUGUACUCUGUGUCUCUGUACUGUAUGUGUCUCUGUUCUGUAUGUGUCUCUGUUCUGUAUGUGUCUCUGUUCUGUAUGUGUCUCUGUACUCUGUGUCUCUGUACUCUGUGUCUCUGUACUGUAUAUUUCUCUGUACUCUAUAUUUCUCUGUACUGUAUGUGUCUCUGUACUGUGUGUCUCUGUGUCUGUGUCUGUGUCUGUGUGACAUUACUGAGUUGACAGUGCUUUUAUUGUGGGAGCUGCCUCAUAGACCUAACUGAUUAGUACCGCCGCUCUGAAUAACUUAUAACCUAUCAUUUUUAUAUAGCUAUAUAAUAUGUGAUAUAAUUAAGCAAUAAGGCCCGAGGAGGCGUGGUAUAUUGGCCAUAUACCGCAAACACCUGAGGUGCCUUAUUGCUAUUAUAAACUGGUUACAAAUAUAAUUAGAGCAGUAAAAAUAAAUGUUUUGUCAUACCCGUGGUAUAUGGUCUGAUAUACCACGGCUGUCAGCCUAUCAGCAUUCAGGGCUUGAACCACCCAGGUUAUAAUCUAAGUUAUAUAAUAUGUGAUAUAAUCUAAGUUAUAAACUGGGUUGUUUUUACUCUUCUAAUUACCUUGGUAACCAGUUUAUAAUAGCAAUAUGUCACCUCGGGGGUUUGUAGUAUAUGGCCAAUAUACUAAGGGCUGUAUCCAGGAACUCUGCGUUGCGUCGUGUAUAAGAACAGCCCUUAGCCGUGGUAUAUUGGCCAUAUACCACACCCCUUCGGGCCUUAUUGCUUAGUUAUAUAAUAUGUGAUAUAAUAACGUACACUGUAUAAACACUCAGUAAAAGAGACCCUAAAUACUCCUUCCUCUGCUUGUAUGUUAAAUAUUGUGUUCAAAAUGUGAAUUUGUCCCAAAUGGUCCCCUUUUAUUAUAUAGUGUGGGACGAAGACUUUGUUUUAGUAAGUUCCUAAAAAGCUGCUGCUUCCUCUCUCAGGGUGAAACCUCAGGGGACUACCGUAAGACCCUGCUGAUUCUGUGUGGAGGAGAAGACUAGAACCACCCAGCAGGCUUCCAGAAGGUCCCAGAACACUCUAGAACCAGAACCACUCAGCAGGCUUCCAGAAGGCUUCCAGAACACCAGUGGAACUUCUGGAACCCUCUAGAACACCAACUGAAGCUGUCAAUCUACAGGUCAACUGUGCUGUGCAUACAUCCCCAUUGAACCUAGUGGGGAUAGUCACUCUGCUCUGUGUGUCCCUCACCGCUGCCACUCCUCUGCCAAAGUGACCUAUGACCUCAACAGCCUCCCAUACAGAGUCCAAGUUCCUUUCUUCCUUCCUAGCUUUCUUGAAGUAAUCACAGAUCUAAAUCGGUUCAAGUGAUGUUAGGGUGGUAACCUUGCUAUGCAUACACCUAUCCAUAACUAAGGAUGCAUUUCUAAAGUAUUGGAACAAGAGCCAAAGCUCUGUGCUGUCACCUCUGUGUCAGAUAGCCUGUGUUCUUCAUGUCAAACGUUAUUUUUAUUUUUAUUUUAAUUUUUUACAGAACCCCUGUAGUUUUAGUGGUAUUUACAUUGAAA